AUGUGGGUAUUCAACCUGCACAUUGGUACCUUGUACCCAAGUUUGGAAGAUCCCCGCAACAAACAUCACCCCUCCAUCCCUCGUCUACAGCCGAUUCUCUCUGACUACCAUGAGUUGGAUAUCGCAACUGUCAGUGAGGAAUUCCUUGUUGACCUUUGUCAUCGGACAGAGAAGGAAGUGGGCAGAAUCGACAGAGAAGAGUACCGGCCCCGAGUCGUCAGAAUCUCCGAACAUAUCGCCGUCAAGUAUGGCUGUGGGGUGACGGCCCCCGAAGCAGCCACACAAGAUUUCGCAUAUCGCAUGGCUGAUCCCCGCAUUGUCCAUAUCCCACGCGUAUACCGAUAUAUUCAAGUGGAUUCAGAAGGGUUAAGAUCCAAAGGGUACAUCUUCAUGGAAUAUAUUCCAGGCAAAAGCUUAUCUGAUGUGGACAUCGAAUCCGACGCCAACAUUGUGGUUCGCUUGGCCAAGGUAAUUCUACACCUCAGUGAAAUCAAGGGAGACACGACGCCCGGCCCAUUUGGUGGCGGCAGGCCACAGGGCUAUAUCUGGGGUGAUGAUGGUGCGAAAACUGAAUUUCACUCACUUGAGGAGAUGAAUGUCUACAUGGACAAGCGUCUGGCGAGACGUUACGAUACCAUCGACCUAACGCCUUAUCCCCUCGUAUUAUGUCAUUUGGAUAUGUGUCGAAGAAAUGUCAUCCUCGAGGAAGAUAAUAAGUCGCUGUGUCCUGUGGACUGGGCUUAUGCUGGCCUUUAUCCCCGGCUUUUCGAGUUUGCAAUGAUUCCUUGCACAUUUCCGUAUGAUGAAGCGUUUGAGAAACCAUUUAUGCAAGAACUGGAGAUAUUGAUGAAUUUUACCGCCGAAGAAAAGCAAUUCAUGACAUUGGUCCGAUGUGUCCGUGCUGCAAAUCUGAGGUGGAUAUUGUAA
Messenger RNA from Penicillium malachiteum, 927 nucleotides. RefSeq names its product aminoglycoside phosphotransferase family protein. The record is from RefSeq and is a predicted model, not a curated record. NCBI's taxonomy places the organism in Eukaryota, Fungi, Ascomycota, Eurotiomycetes, Eurotiales, Aspergillaceae. The coding region runs from base 1 to 927 and encodes 308 amino acids. The transcript has 2 exons.